CUUCAGGCGGCAUUGCUAGUCUAUCUGCGUGAUUGGUGGCUUGCGCGCUGCGAAGCGAGCGGAGGGAGAAGAGCUCGCAGCCGCUGCAGCGACGGUAGAACGGACACUGUCCUUCUCCUGUAGGAGACGCUUUAGAGAUAGGAAGGGUGAGAGAGACAAGGAGAGAGAGAGAGAGAGUAGAUCAGAGGAAGCUGCGAAGAUGGCAGUUGCUGCUGCUUCGGUUGCCGGACUCCAGGUCGCGGCGAAGGCGGGUUUGUCGUCGAGCCUGCAUGAGAACAAGUCUUCUCUCUCCUCCUCCUCCUCAGCGGCCAUCUCCGGCGUACGGCUCUCUCUUUCUUCUGUCUUUGCCAAGAAGAGCAAGAGCUUCGCACUCGCAGCCGUGUCUCCAUCUGCCUCUGCUUCUUCUCCCUAUGACUUCAACGACUUCAAAUUCGAACCUAUCAAGGAAUCGACAGUCUCGAGGGAGAUGACGCGCCGCUACAUGACGGACAUGAUCACAUACGCAGACACGGAUGUGGUGAUUGUGGGCGCGGGGUCGGCGGGCUUGAGCUGCGCUUACGAGCUCAGCAAGAACCCCGAUAUCCGCGUGGCAAUCGUCGAGCAGUCGGUGUCCCCCGGAGGCGGAGCUUGGUUGGGCGGGCAGCUGUUUUCUGCGAUGAUCGUGCGCAAACCCGCGCACAUCUUCCUCGACGAACUCGGCGUUGAGUACGACGAGCAGGACACGUACGUUGUCAUCAAGCAUGCCGCGCUCUUCACCUCCACCGUCAUGAGCAAACUGCUGGCUCGACCCAACGUCAAGCUCUUCAACGCCGUCGCCGCCGAAGACCUUAUCGUGAAGGGAGGGAGAGUGGGAGGCGUGGUUACCAAUUGGGCCCUGGUGUCUCUGAAUCACGACACGCAGAGCUGCAUGGAUCCCAAUGUGAUGGAGGCCAAGGUGGUGGUUAGCUCUUGUGGCCACGAUGGACCUUUCGGUGCCACCGGGGUCAAGCGAUUGAAGAGCAUUGGCAUGGUGGACAACCUCCCCGGCAUGAAAGCUUUGGACAUGAACUCCGCUGAAGACGCCAUCGUGCGUCUUACCAGGGAGGUGGUCCCCGGCAUGAUUGUGACCGGCAUGGAAGUUGCCGAAGUUGAGGGUGCUCCCCGUAUGGGUCCGACUUUCGGCGCCAUGAUGGUAUCCGGACAGAAGGCCGCCCACCUCGCGCUCAAGGCUCUCGGUCUGCCCAAUGCCAUCGACGGGACGGCAGACAGAUCUUCGCUCGCGGCUCCGGAGUUGCUUCUUGCGUCUGCUGAGGACGGAGACACCGUGACGGCUUAGAAGUCUGGCCUGGUAGUUUUUCGUUCACUUUGAGAGAAAGAACGAGGUGGGGGGGAAAGGGGGGGGCAGAGGGGGGAACACACCACAGCACUGUCUUUCUUACUUCGGGGAAGAUGGAUUGUAGCAUAGGUUUCAAUCGUUCUAGAUAUAUGUAUAUCGUUUAGACCGAUGGGAUAGAGAAAUGUAUGUACACAGACAUUCCGUGUGGGAUAGCUUUAGAGACGGACAAAUGUAUGAUGUAGACUUUUUGUCUGGUGUGAAAUGUGCUCUGCACUACUUGUUUGUAAAUUUCAUAUCUCCAAGUAUGAUUGCCAUUUGCUACUUCCAUCCAUAGGAUGAG
This is a messenger RNA of Chara braunii, 1655 nucleotides long. The record is from the annotation of a GenBank genome assembly. NCBI's taxonomy places the organism in Eukaryota, Viridiplantae, Streptophyta, Charophyceae, Charales, Characeae.